Molecule: messenger RNA, 881 nt
Organism: Sesamum indicum (sesame)
Lineage: Eukaryota; Viridiplantae; Streptophyta; Magnoliopsida; Lamiales; Pedaliaceae
Product: Thioredoxin superfamily protein
Source: RefSeq, a predicted model, not a curated record
GGAUUGAUAAAAAUGGGCAAGCCUAAAAUCCGAGGAAUAGAAAGCGUGAAUAUAGUUCCUUAGAGUUUCCUUCUGACGACUUUUCCGGUUUAAGCUAAAGACGCAUAUCUAGUUGUUAACCAAUUCUGGGCACGCUAGUUUCCGUCAGCAAAAGGAUUAGACUUUUGAGAAGCGACAGAGAUAUUGAAACAAGAAUGGGUGUUGUUAGGAUUGCGAUUGCAAGUGCGGCCACCAGGCCCCAACUAUUUCAGCAUUGCCGAUCAGCUGCUAACCCCACCGCCCCAAAUACUAGAUUCGCAUUCUUUACAGCUUCAGCUUCCUUUUCCUCUUCCUCCACGCCCAGAAAACUGAUACUCUACUCAAAGCCCGGAUGCUGUUUGUGUGAUGGCCUCAAAGAAAAACUCGAUGCUGCGUUCUCUCUUUCUGGCAUGAAUUCCAUUUCUGAUGUCCAGUUACAGAUAAGGGAUAUUACGAGCAAUCCUGAGUGGGAGAGGCUUUACCAGUACGAGAUACCUGUGUUGGCCAGAGUCCUGGAAGACGGCACAGAGGAGGCACUUCCAAGAUUAUCUCCCCGCCUUAGCGUGGAGCUUGUCCAAAAGAAGAUAGCAGCUGCAUUUGACCAAUGAAUAAUGAUACGAGGGGUUGUUCAAAACUUGCUUUGUGUAGGAUGGAGAAUUACUAUAUGGCAAUUCAUUUCUUGGCACCGGUUUGUCUACAUAUACUAUAGCUAAAUCUGAAGCAUAUGCCGAGAUUUGCGGUGUUACUAAACAAUCUCAAAUUUCUUUCUGGGACAACCAUUGGAGUGUGGGCUUCUGGUUUCAAGAUCGACAAAUAUGCAACAGUAAUAUCUGUUUUCUACAAAAUCUGUGAUGCAUGUUUCU